UUACGGAUUACCUCCAGACAGCGGGCAGGAAGAGGAAGGGAAACUCCAAUUAGCACCCGCGGGCGAAAUAAUUAACGUCAUCAAAACACCCAGUUCACCCUUGGUGUUCUGUAUUCUUCUCUUCAUUUCCUCCACCGCACACCUCCUCUCCCCUCUCCAACUCCACCCCAUGAAAAUGAUCGUGAGAGGCUGCUAGCAUCAGCUCUCGCUUCCACUCCGCCAUCCCACCCACCUCGCGGAAUCCCCCGAGCUGUAUAUAUCCCACGCCCCAAUUCGGCCCGUGGCGUGUGUGAGGUCAACUGGCCAGGUGUUUUGCUCACAGCUCGCGCGCGUGGCAGCAAGCAAGGAGAGCGGCGGCGGCGGCGGCUCCUUAGCAUGCGGCGGUGAGAGGAAGGGAGGAGGAGCAGGGAACCGAGAGAGCGAGAGAUAGAGGAUGAUGCAGCUGCUGCAGCAUCACAAGCCCUCCGCCCCCUCCUGCUGCUCGUCGUGGAUCCGGAGGUCCCCGCCGCCGUCUCCGCCGCACAAGAAGAAGGGCGGCGGGGGCGGGGGGAGGAGCCGGUACGCGUGCCGCCUCGUGCCGCUGCUCGUGCUCACCGUGUACAGCGUCUUCACCGUGCUCCGCAUCCCCAGUUCCUCCCUCGUCGUCAACACCGCCGAUUCAGAGCGCGUUGAGAGGCGGGAGGACGUGGAGACGCUCAAGACCCACCUGCCGUCGAACCAGAACAGCCUCGAGGCCCGCGAGGAGACGCGUUCCGUCGCCUCCCUCCCGUGCUCUGCGUUCAUCAAUGGUGAGGCGGGGCAGCGCGAGGAAGGCGUGCUCUGCUGCGACCGGAGCCAAUACCGCAGCGACGUGUGCUACCUCUGCGGCGACGUGCGCACGGACCCGUCCACCUCGUCGGUGCUCCUGUACAACGCGCCCCGCGGGAGCGCGCCGGAGAAGGUGCGGCCGUACACGCGCAAGUUCGAGGACGGCAUCAUGAGCACCAUCGACGAGGUGACCAUCCUGCCCGUGCUCGGCGCCUACAACGCGAGCGCGGGCGGCGGCAGCCUGCGGCGUCGGUGCGACGUGCGUCACCCUCGCGGCGUGCCGGCGGUGGUGUUCUCGACGGGCGGGUACACGGGCAACGUGUACCACGAGUUCAGCGACGGGCUGAUCCCGCUGUUCAUCACGGCGCAGCGGUUCGCCGGCGAGGUGGUGUUCGUGGUCCUCGAGUACCACUACUGGUGGCUGGGCCGCUACGGCGCCGUCCUGGAGCGGCUCACCAACUACAAGGUGGUCGACUUCCGCUACGACCGCCGCGUCCACUGCUUCUCCGAGAUGAUCGUCGGCCUCCGCAUCCACGGCGAGCUCGUCGUCGACCCCAAGCUCAUGCCCAACGGCAAAAGCAUCAAGGAUUUCCAGGCGCUCCUCCACCAGGGCUACAGCCGGAAGCCGGUGUCAUCGUUCUCGUCGGCGGAGACACCGGUGCCGCUCCCUCUCGCGCCGCCGUCCCGCCCGUGCCCGCGCCCGGCCAAGCCGAAGCUGGUCAUCUUCAUCCGCAAGCAGAAUCGUGUGCUCCUCAACCUGCCCCACGUCGUGACCGCCUGCCGCCGUGCCGGGUUCGCGCCGCACGUCAUGAACCUGCGACGGCAGACCCCUCUCCCCGCCAUCCACGCCGCGCUGGCCUCUGCCGACGCCAUGGUCGCCGUGCACGGCGCGGCGGUGACCCACUUUCUCUUCAUGCAUCCGGGGUCCGUACUCCUCCAGAUCGUGCCCGUGGGGCUCGACUGGGCCGCCGGAGCCUUCUACGGCAAGCCCGCGCAGCAGCUCGGGCUGGGGUACCUCGAGUACAAGGUGGCGCCCGAGGAGAGCUCGCUCGCCGCCGAGUACGGCCUCAACAGCACUGUGGUGCGGGACCCCUCCGUCAUCAGCAGCCGCGGCUGGUGGGAGAUGAAGAAGGUGUACAUGGACCGGCAGAACGUUACUGUCAACAUCAAGAGGUUCGGCGAGCUGCUCAGGGCGGCGCGCCUGCACCUCAAGAACAGCACGGUGGCGUGCGCCAAGGGCGCGAGCGCGGCACUGAGAUAGAAGAUGCUAAUCAAGCUUCAUUAGAUGUUUAUUACUUAGUCACAUGUUGUUUAUUGAUUUCUUUGUGCCUUCUUUCUUUUGGUUGGGAGAAGGGAGGGGUAUAAAUGAGGGAUAAAAAGGAGAUGAGAUCCUGUAAAUAUGAUUGGGUUGGUUGAGAUUGGUAGGGAUCGCCUCCCUGCACAGUGCAUUCGUUCAGUUCGUCAUGUUAUUAUUAGAGAAGAGGAAGAAUAGUUUAUGAUAGGGGCGGGCUCUCCUGAAACAGCUUCUUGUUUACAGUAGUUCAUAGUAGCAUCUUUUUUAUUUUCUUUCUUUUUCUUUUUUCUUGUUUCUUUUUUUCUUUCUCAUUCUUUGGGUGUCCUGAUGAUGUAAGAAACAACAUUCUGUAACAAAGAGCAAUAGAAAUCCAGACCGUGGUGCCAUUUUGUUUUCA
This is a messenger RNA of Phragmites australis (common reed), 2498 nucleotides long. RefSeq names its product xylan glycosyltransferase MUCI21-like. Lineage: Eukaryota; Viridiplantae; Streptophyta; Magnoliopsida; Poales; Poaceae. Gene Ontology annotation, molecular function: glycosyltransferase activity. The record is from RefSeq and is a predicted model, not a curated record. The transcript is spliced from 4 exons. The coding region runs from base 434 to 2068 and encodes 544 amino acids.